AUAGAAUAGUAGAUCAAGUCAUCAAGAGCAAAAUUGUUAAAACAAAAAAAAUAUCUGCUCUUCAUCGUCUUCAACCAUUUCCACUUGAAACAAAAAGUCUGAGCCUCCAACCCAGAAAAGAGAAAGAGGAGAGAGAAAAUAUGGAGAAAGGUAAAGGAAUCAUGGUUGGAGGAAGAAGAUGGGCUGUUGAAUUCACUGAUAAUUCUACUGCUCCUUCUUCUCGCGACUUUCCAGAUCCUCCUGGUUUCACUCGCGCCUCUCAAGAUCAGGAAGAUUCAUCUGUUGCUCGUCAAAAGAAGGAUGCUGAAGCUAAUUGGAAAGCUCAGAAAGCUUGGGAAGUUGCUCAAGGUCCUGUAAAGAAUUUGAUGAUGAUGGGAUUCAUGAUGUGGAUGUCUGGAAGUACCGUACAUUUGUUUAGCAUUGGUAUUACUUUUUCAGCUCUUUGGCAGCCCAUUAGUGCCCUUCGAGAUGUUGGAAAAGUUUUUGAGCCAUACAAGGACAGCAAAGUUGAGCUUUUAGGGCCAAAGUUGGUCUUCCUUGCUCUUAAUAUGGUGGGACUUGCCCUUGGUAUCUGGAAGCUGAACACACUGGGUCUUCUCCCAACACAUGCUUCAGAUUGGGUGUCGUCUUUACCUCCUGCUCAGGAAGUUGAGUUUUCCGGUGGUGGAUUGCCUCUGUAUUAAUUGCUUGCUAAAUCCUUCAUUUGUUGAUCCUACAAACUACAAGAAUAGCUUGAUGGGAACGAGCCUGGUAGAAGAUAUCAAGGAAGCAUAGCUGUUUUGUUGAUCUCUUUUGUAUGAUCAGGUUUAUCAUUGCACCUCAUAAUUUAGGACUUCGUAUUCUAUGUGCAAUAUGCAAGACAGUUCCUAUUUUUGGAGAAAUUUUUGGAGACAUGGAGGAAGUGCAGGAGAUUCAGUAUGCAAGACAUUUCUUAUAUUCAUAGGUCCCUUAUAUACAAAUCUGUUUUUGCUGUAUCAGGGGUCAAGAACCCAAAAGGCAUAAACAGUAACUUGUACUCUCUAAUUUUAAUUAAUCUUUCUUUUUCUGCUAGCACUUAGAGUUAAAUUUUGUUUUCAAUUUGGCUGAGAUUUUAACUCAAUCCUUUUCUGCGUUCUAGUUGUGCUUGGAACUGACCGACAAAAAA
Molecule: messenger RNA, 1144 nt
Organism: Chenopodium quinoa (quinoa)
Lineage: Eukaryota; Viridiplantae; Streptophyta; Magnoliopsida; Caryophyllales; Amaranthaceae
Product: ER membrane protein complex subunit 4-like
Exons: 6
Coding region: 141-683 (180 amino acids)
Biological process (GO): protein folding in endoplasmic reticulum
Cellular component (GO): EMC complex
Source: RefSeq, a predicted model, not a curated record